Molecule: messenger RNA, 497 nt
Organism: Suillus subalutaceus
Lineage: Eukaryota; Fungi; Basidiomycota; Agaricomycetes; Boletales; Suillaceae
Exons: 1
Coding region: 40-342 (100 amino acids)
Source: RefSeq, a predicted model, not a curated record
UUCACGUCCGUCCCUCUCCAUGUAGCUAACCCCUUUCGAAUGAUAGCAGAUCGUUCUGGGGGAGAGCCAUGCCUGGAGGAUCUCUACAUCUGCUCUUACCCGCCCACAAUUUCAGCUCUUAUUAGAGGUCGGCAGAUGAUGAAGACGCAUGCGACUCCCUCCUUCGCGACAAUCGGACAAAGUCAACCGGGCGCAAGGCAAGGUAGAGUGCUCCCCGCUGUCAACAGAGAGCUGAAGCUUGUCCACAGACUUGUUCCCCCCCCAAUGUCAAGUUCACCAAUAUCUCUGGCGACAAGGGUGUGGCGAGCUCACAUGAAUGCAAACUCUGGAUUCUGCAAAUGAACCCAGAGAUUACAUUCAUGUCCCCGGCCAUCAAAUGUCCGUCGUGCAUAACGAUGAAAGACUGAUCGAUUCCACAUUAUAUAGUGAGAUUGAGCCACUGUUUGUGGCUUAGUGCACGAAUCGAAGAGGCAAGUGCACUCGAAGCUUUGCGACGU